CCGCCCCUCUAUCACUCUACGUCCGAAGCAACGCGCUAGAGCGGGAGUGAUCUGCGAGCGAAAUCUUCACCAUGAGUCUCCUCAACAAACCCAAGAGCGAGAUGACCCCAGAGGAGCUGCAGAAGCGGGAGGAGGAGGAAUUCAACACAGGUCCCCUGUCGGUGCUCACACAGUCGGUCAAGAACAACACGCAAGUGCUCAUUAACUGUCGUAAUAACAAGAAGCUCCUGGGCCGGGUGAAGGCCUUUGACAGGCAUUGCAACAUGGUGCUGGAGAACGUGAAAGAGAUGUGGACUGAGGUCCCCAAGAGCGGCAAGGGCAAGAAGAAGUCCAAGCCUGUCAACAAGGACCGCUACAUCUCCAAGAUGUUCCUGCGCGGGGACUCAGUGAUCGUGGUGCUGCGCAACCCACUCAUCGCGGGCAAGUAGAGAGGAGGCCCUCCUCCUGUCUGUGGGAGCCCACUGUCUCACUGCCCUGCCAAGCCCUGCC
Messenger RNA from Acomys russatus (golden spiny mouse), 489 nucleotides. RefSeq names its product small nuclear ribonucleoprotein Sm D2. Gene Ontology annotation, molecular function: RNA binding. Lineage: Eukaryota; Metazoa; Chordata; Mammalia; Rodentia; Muridae. The coding region runs from base 72 to 428 and encodes 118 amino acids. The record is from RefSeq and is a predicted model, not a curated record. The transcript has a single exon. Gene Ontology annotation, biological process: spliceosomal snRNP assembly; RNA splicing. Gene Ontology annotation, cellular component: catalytic step 2 spliceosome; U5 snRNP; U1 snRNP.